Molecule: messenger RNA, 1557 nt
Organism: Raphanus sativus (radish)
Lineage: Eukaryota; Viridiplantae; Streptophyta; Magnoliopsida; Brassicales; Brassicaceae
Product: AT-hook motif nuclear-localized protein 15
Cellular component (GO): nucleus
Molecular function (GO): minor groove of adenine-thymine-rich DNA binding; DNA-binding transcription factor activity
Source: RefSeq, a predicted model, not a curated record
GAGAGAGAGGACCGCUUCUAAUCAAAAAUCACAACUCAUCAUCCACCAUAACUCCUUAUCUUACGCCUCUCUAAAACUCCUUUUAACUAAAGUACGCACACGCCUAUAUUUUCCAAAGUACGAAACGGAAAGAGACGGUGAGAGAGUUUUCAAGUACAAAUCUUUGCCCCCUCAGACGAAUCUUUGGGUUUGUCUUUCUAGGUGUUCAAGAAAGAAAAGAGAGUUUAUCUUUCUCUCUAGAAGAAAAACAACAAAACAGAAAAGUACUUCCUGAAGGGAAAAAAAGAAGUAAAUCAAUGGCGAAUCCAUGGUGGGUAGGGAACGUUGCGAUAGGUGGAGUCGAGAGUCCUAUGACGUCAUCAGCUCCGUCUUUGCAUCACAGAAGCAGCAAUAACCAGACUAUGACCCGGUCGGAUCCCAGAUUGGACCAUGACUUCACCAACAACAGUGGAAGCCCUAACACUCAAACUCAGAACAGCCAAGAGGAGCAGGGCGAGUUACCCGCCGUCGAACAUGGAUCUGGAUCCGGGUCUACGGGUCGACGUCCAAGAGGGAGACCUCCUGGUUCCAAGAACAAGCCCAAGAGUCCAGUGGUUGUCACCAAAGAAAGCCCCAACUCGCUGCAAAGCCAUGUCCUCGAGAUCGCCACGGGGGCUGACGUGGCGGAAAGCUUAAACGCGUUUGCUCGUAGACGCGGGAGAGGCGUUUCUGUUCUGAGCGGUAGCGGUUUGGUCACUAAUGUCACUCUGCGUCAGCCUGCUGCAUCUGGAGGAGUUGUGUCUCUUCGUGGUCAGUUUGAGAUCUUGUCUAUGUGCGGUGCUUUUCUUCCCACCUCUGGUUCCCCGGCUGCAGCUGCUGUAACCAUUUACUUAGCUGGAGCUCAGGGUCAAGUCUUGGGAGGUAGAGUCGCUGGACCGCUUAUUGCAUCGGGACCGGUUACUGUAAUCGCUGCUACGUUUUGCAAUGCUAGUUUCGAAAGGUUACCUAUUGAGGAUGAGCAACAACAACCACAAGUAGAAGAAGCUAAGAAGGAGAAAGAGAAUGAUGAUAACAAAAGUGGGAAUGAUGGAACUGAAGGGUCGAUGCAGGAGCCGCCGAUGUAUAAUAUGACUCCUAAUUUUAUUCCAAAUGGUCACCAAAUUGCUCAACACGAUGUGUUUUGGGGUGCUCCUCCGCCUCGUGCUCCUCCUUCAUAUUGAGAAUUAGAUAGGUGAUUGUUUCACGUGUUCUUGUAGCUGAGGAGGUUAUAAUUUCUAUAUGAGAUUACUAGGAUGGUUAGGCUUUUGUUUAUUAAGUUCUCAAAAGUUUUGAUUUUUGUAUGCGGGUAAUGAGAUGACAUUUAGCUAGUUGUUUGUUUUGUGACUGAUUAUAUCGCGGAUAGCUUUUUAUGAAGGUCGACUGAUUUAUGGAUUGCCUUUGAGCUUUGAUGUUUAUCUUUCUUUCUUUAAGAUGUGGGAAAACCUGAGCUUUUGUCUUUAAAGAGAGAUGGUUUGUGUCUUCUACAUUGAAAGCAUUUGACUAUCAUUCCUUUCUUAUUGUUGGUAACUGUGAUUCUUA